Myxocyprinus asiaticus (Chinese sucker) is the source of this 3972-nucleotide messenger RNA. Its product is annotated as leucine-rich repeat neuronal protein 3-like. The record is from RefSeq and is a predicted model, not a curated record. The transcript has 2 exons. Gene Ontology annotation, molecular function: protein binding. Bases 613 to 2694 code for a protein of 693 amino acids. Gene Ontology annotation, cellular component: extracellular matrix. NCBI's taxonomy places the organism in Eukaryota, Metazoa, Chordata, Actinopteri, Cypriniformes, Catostomidae.
UUGGAAGCACAGCACAGACAGUGGUGUGUCAGUGUUGGAUGGGAUACAUUCUUCUCUCCUAAGUCUGUGGUGCUUUCAGGAUCUCUUCUAGUAGAACAUGUUAGAACUGCAUGGAGAGAAUUACACCAUCCAUCACUCUCUUUCUGUUCUAUAAAUCUGACUUGGAUCUAAAUCUAGAUAAUUACAAGAGCUUGAAUACAGCUUGCAAUUGAGGAAAGGAAUACAUUAUGUGUUUCAAACAAGGAGGAUCAUUAUCUCCGAUGGAAGUGACGAGUGUGAUUGAUUGAACAUAAUAACGAUGGCAGACAAGUGGUCCAUCUCCCACAGAAACCUGAGGAGCUCACCCUGCAAAUUUCCUAUGUCCCAGCUUCCAUUCCCCUAAGGAUACCCUGACCUUCACAUAUGCAGCCUGCAUGACAACCCCACACAGGGUAAAUUAAAAGGUUGCUACUCUCUGCCAAGGACAAUAGGCGAAGUCGUUGCUUUGGGAGAUUUGCCAUCAGCAGAAAUACACCCUUUUGUCAUAACAAAUGAUUUCGUGUUUGUGAAUUUAACGUCUCUAACGCCAGACCCCAUAAGGACCAAUUACUAGCCGAAGAGAGCAAGACCAAGAUGAAAGACUUGCUGUUUACAGUUUGCUUGCUGGCAGGACUUGCGCUGACAAACUCAGUUCAGACCUCCGAGUGGAGGGUUGUCUGCCUCAAGCUGUGCAAAUGUGAAGUCCGACCAUGGUUUUCUCCCUCAUCCAUGUAUAAUGAGGCUCCGACUGUGGACUGCAAUGAUCUAGGACUUCUGUCUCUGCCGGAGAGGUUGCCCUCAGACACGCAAGUACUUCUAUUACAGGCCAACAACAUUGCAAAGAUCGGCAGUCCCUUGGAUUACUUGGUAAACCUAACAGAAGUAGACCUAUCUCGAAACAAUAUAUCUUCGUUGAGCGACAUCUAUCUAGGUCACCUUCCACAACUUCUGUCUUUGCACCUAGAGGAGAACUGGCAAAACAGCCUUUUCGAUAAUUGCCUUGCACACUUUCCAAACCUUCAGGAGCUCUACAUUAACCAUAACCUGCUCUCCUUGAUCAGUGCAGAGGCUUUCAAAGGGCUUAACAAACUCCUGAGGCUCCACCUUAAUUCAAACCAACUGAGGGCCAUAAGAACAGAGUGGUUCCGUGAUCUUUCCCAGUUAGAAAUCUUGAUGAUAGGGGAGAAUCCAAUUGCCAGAAUUCAAGACUUGAAUUUCAAGCCCCUUAUCAGCCUCCGCAGUCUUGUGCUGACUAGAAUGAACCUCACGGAAAUCCCUGACAGUGCCCUCGUUGGCCUUGAUAAGCUGGAGAGCUUAUCGUUCUACGAUAACAUGUUCCCGAAAGUACCUCAAGCUGCUAUUAGACAAGUGCGGAACCUCAAGUUUCUGGAUCUUAACAAGAAUCCCAUUGAGAGGAUCCAAAGAGGGGACUUUGUGGACAUGAUCCAUCUAAAAGAACUAGGCAUUAACAGCAUGCCAGAUUUAGUUUCGAUUGACAGCUUUGCCGUACAUAACCUUCCAGAAUUGACCAAAAUUGAAGCGACAAACAAUCCCAGACUUUCCUACAUCCAUCCGAAUGCUUUCUCUAAACUUCCCAGACUUGAGUCCCUAAUGCUCAACAGCAAUGCACUCAGGGCCCUUCAUCGCAUCACGGUGGAGUCCCUGCCUAACCUGCAGCAAGUGAGCAUGCACUCCAACCCCAUUUACUGUGACUGUGUCAUCCGCUGGAUCAAUAUGAACAAGACCAAAGUCCGCUUCAUGGAGCCGGAUGCACUUUUUUGUUCAGGGCCAUUAGAGUUUCAAGGUCGUCUUGUCAGGCACAUACACUUCCGUGAGAUGGCGGAUAUCUGUCUGCCACUGAUUUCACCAGAGAGCCUUCCCAAUCAGGUCAACACGGAUAGCGGUCGUUUGGUAUCUAUGCACUGCAGGGCGUUUGCAGAUCCUGAGCCUGAAAUCUAUUGGGUCACACCCUCGGGAGAGAAGAUCUUACCACAAAUAGUUUCCAACAAGUUUUACCUGCACCCAGAAGGGACAUUUGACAUUUAUGACAUCUCAGAGGAGGAGGCUGGGCAGUAUACCUGUGUGGCUCAAAAUCUCAUUGGCUCAGACAUGAGGUCAGUCUUGGUCAUAGUAAAAGGGUACUAUCCGGUGCUAACAAAUGAACCUCUACAUGUACAAGUGAAAGGGACCGAGCCACAUUCUGUUAAGAUUUCUUGGGUACCACCCAAGGGAAGCCUUGUGUCAAAAAUUAAGUGGUCAACCAUGUCAAACCGUCCGUCCUUGCAGUUCACAGCCCAUGUGUUGUCUGAUGUAAAGACCUUCAACCUGACACAACUACAUCCACUGACGCAGUACGAGGUAUGUGUGGAAAUGACACACCUGAAAAGCAGACAUUUGAAGAAAUGCUUGAACGUCAGCACCACAGAUGACUCUGUUUCAAAAGGAAAAACUGACAAUAAAAUGUAUGUUUUAAUCACCAUCACAGCACUGCUUCUGAUUGUAUCUGCAGUGGCCUGUUCAUUCAUCUACAUGUCACGGAGGAGUGAUCACCUGUACAGGAAAUUAAGAUAUAAGCAGUCUGAGAUACUACCUUCUCACAUUAAGCCGAUGUGGGGGUCGAGAGUUAAAGCCAAUUAUUCAGCCAAUGAAACAGACUUGACAAAAGACUCCAUUUGAGAAUGCAAAAGUUUGUGUUGCAGUGGACACACGACUGUGACUAAUACCUCUUUCAAUCUGAUCCUGACUCACCCAGCUGGAUCAUUAUUAAAUGGAUUCAGUAUGGUUUGUGGUCCGAGACAUUUCCUGUUAAAUCUGACAUUGAUUGCCAAAAGCCACUAAUUGUUUAAAUGUCACACUUCACUGGGGAGCAUGAGGAGAAAUGCUAUUUCAUGCAGGAUCAAAGAACAGCACAUGAAAGUUUGUCCCUGACUGUUUACACAGAGUGCAAAGCCUCAGUGGCCAAGUCUUUUUUAUUGUGGGCUUGUAGCAACACUACUUGUGCUGUGUCAUAGGUAAAAUAAACAAUGUCAAGUUUUUGAUGGACUACGCUUUGUAGAAUAGAUCAUAAUAGUACACAUGUACAACACUUUGUGAUAAAACACAUUUAUACAGAAAAUGACAACUUGUUUUCAUUACAAGUGUUUAACACUUUACAAUGCCUUCAUUUGGCUAAUUACCCUGUCAGCUUAAUGUCUAAAUUAACAAGUGAGUAAUUUGUGUAAAAAGAAUAAAUAUACAGAGGAAAGAUGUCAAGAAAGCAGCUUGAUAUUCUGAAAAACAAUUAAUUAAUAGGAAAUAUUAAAACAAAAUCAAUUCAGGCACAGGUACUGUCUUCAGAAUUUGGGUAACAUAUCUGACUGUUUGAAAUUUUAGUGGAGCUUGAUAUAUAAUAUGUAUAAUGAAAGAACACAAUAGAAAACUUACUAUUAAAGUUGAACAGUUGUCAGUCAGUUAAACUUGGGGUGGGUAAAAAUAUUGAUUUCCAUUCAUUUGAACGAUGAGAGGAAAUCAAUUGCAAUUGCAUCCAAAUUUCACACUUUGCAACUAAAAAUGUAUAUAUUUGGCAACUGGCUGGUAAAUGUUUAGAUUACACUCACCACCGAAUGAAUUGUGUGGUAUUAUGGUGGAGUAUUCAGCAGCAAGAUCCUUUUUGUCAAUUAAUAAUGUCUCUCUUAAUACCAUUUCUGUUCUUUACAGUCAAUUGUUGAUCAAAAACAACAAGAAUUAAACAUAUAAUUCUAAUCAGGCAUAGCACGGAUGAAAUAAAGCCUCUUUCGUUAAUAUGCAAUUUAAAGACACUGUUUACAGAAAUACAGGGUUUCCUUAAAGAGACGGUACCGGUUUUUAGCACGUGUUCAAUAAAUCAAUUUAAAUACCUGUAAAUAGUACAAAUUAUGCAAUUAAACAAUAAACAUAUUCCAAAAUAUAAUAAAUGCAAUAUAAUAUCAUAUAUAU